This is a messenger RNA of Oncorhynchus kisutch (coho salmon), 1112 nucleotides long. Its product is annotated as transcription factor SPT20 homolog. The coding region runs from base 1 to 1020 and encodes 339 amino acids. The transcript is spliced from 3 exons. The record is from RefSeq and is a predicted model, not a curated record. NCBI's taxonomy places the organism in Eukaryota, Metazoa, Chordata, Actinopteri, Salmoniformes, Salmonidae.
AUGCAGCAGAAGCAACCGACCACCGUGCCCCAGCAAGUGUGGCAUCCAGCUCAAAUGCAGCAGAAGCAACCGACUGCCGUGCCCCAGCAAGUGUGGCAUCCUCCUCAAAUGGCCCUGAGGCAGAAGCAAAUGACCGCUGUGCCCCAGCAAGUGUGGCAUCCUCCUCAAAUGGCCCUGAGGCAGAAGCAAAUGACCGCUGUGCCCCAGCAAGCAUGGCAUCCUGCUCAGUUUCCCCAGCAGAAGCAACUGGUCCCUAUGCCUCUACUGCAGAAGGAACCAACCACCAUAGCCCAGCAACCUCAGCAGGUGUGGCAUCCAGCUCAAAUGUCCAAGAAUCGAACAGCCACUGAACCUCAGCAGAAGCAACCAUCCACCACGCCCCAGCAAGCGUGGCAUCCAGCUCAAAUUCCCCUGCAGCAGAAGCAACCGGCCACUGAACCUCCACAGAAGGAGCUGACCGCCAUGCCACAGAAGCUACAGGCCUCCAUUCUCCAGCAACCUCCGCUCGUGUGGCAUCCAUCUCAAUUUCCCCAGCAGAAGGAACUGGCAGUCGAGCCCCAGCAGCAGAAGGAACUGGCAGUCGAGCCCCAGCAGCAGAAGGAACUGGCAGUCGAGCCCCAGCAGCAGAAGGAACUGGCAGUCGAGCCUCAGCAAGUGAGGUAUCCAGCUCAAAUGGCCCAGCAGCUACCCAACCCCAUUCCUCAGCAAUUAUGGCAUGUAGGCCAAAUUUCCCAGCAGCAACUGGCCCCAUUGUCUCAGCAGAAGCACUACGAAAGAACUGAAGAUGAUGCCUCUGGUAGUUCUCAGGCCAGCAUUGAACAGUCAGGUGUCAUCCCAAUCUCUUCCUACAGUUCCAAAUCGCACUACAAGAAUGGCAGAACUGUCUUUUCCCGAAUCAGCUACACUCCUAGGGAGGCAAUGCCUGUUGACAGUGGAAAUGCUCCCAAGGACGGUUAUGUUGGCAUUGGUGCACCAAGCAUAUAUCCAACACUAGUGAAGGAUUCUGCAAGGAAAAUGUAAUGGAUUCAUCCUCUAGAAGCUCUAAUGGACGUUGCUGGUGCUCUUGCUACUCUAGUGUGAUGGAAUGAAUAAACAACUUACUUUAAAAAAUG